AAUGAAUGAGCUAAAUAUAUAACAAAAGAUUGGAAAUGGGGCAUUUAGUUAAGUCUACUUAGGUACUUACAAGAGUAGGUAAGUUGCAAUAAAGGUAAGCUUGGAGAAGUAAGUUAGGUGUUGGAUAAAUCAGUUCCAAGUUAUUGUGAAUUGUUUAAUCGUGAAGUAGAAAUACUAGAGUAACUGUAACAUCCUAAUUUAGUGAAGUAUAUUGCGGUAUAUUGUUUAAUCAUUUUCUAAGAGUUAUGAAACAUUUGACAAAUUGUACAUCAUAAUGGAUUAUGUUGAGGGUUCAAAUUUGACUGAAUUCAGCAAAUCUAAUUUAACUGAGUAGAAGAUCAAAAGUAUAAUCAAAUAAUUACUUAUUGUUUUAACAUAUUUACAUAAUAAAGACAUUACUCAUAGAGAUAUCAAGCCUGGUAAUAUGGAUUAUAAAAAUAGAUAAUAUCUUGGUUGGACUUGAUGGUAGAGUAAGAUUAAUAGAUUUUGGCUUAUCUUAACAAUCAGAAUCUAAAAUCUCAUAUGAUAAAUGUGGAACCCUUCUUUUUAUGGCUCCAGAAAUGAUAUUAAAAAUGCCAUAUCUUAAAAGUGUAGACAUGUGGAGUAUUGGAAUUAUACAAUAUCUUUUGUAUGAGAGAAAACAUCCUUUUAAUUAUGAAAAUCUUAUAGAGAGCAUAUAAUCAUAUAAUGUCAAUUUCAAUAUCAUGGAUAAGUCAGCAUAGAACUUUUUCAAAAAAUGUGCUGCUGUCAAUCCUGAAGCUAGAAUGUCAGCUUAACAAGCACUUAUGCAUCCCUGGAUUACUGGAGAGGGAGAUCUGGGAUAACCUAUCACUAUACAUGAUAGAAUGGCUAUUUUCUAAAAUAAAUAAAAAUUAAUUUGUUUGAUAAAUGCUUUAUCAUUCAUUAAAUAUUGCACUUCCUUUGUUAAAGCUAUUAGAUUAAUUAUACCUUUAAAUGAAUAAGUUUCUUAAUAAGAAAUUACUGUAAGAUAAUAGAAUUAAGAUGCCACUCAAAGAAAAUCUACAUCUAGAAUAAAGUAAGCUAGAUCUACUAGUUAACUCUUUUUUGAGACAAAUGUUGCUAGUCCAUUAAAGAAAUAAUCUCCAUUUCGAAUAAUUCAAUAAAGAUAAUCACAAACUAGAUAGCUACAACAUUCUAAUUCUAUGUAGCUUGCUCAAAUGGCUAAAAGAGGAUCAUUAAAUAAAUUACCGUAUUUUUAUAUUUUAUAAGGAUAUUAGCCCACUUAAUUCUAGUAAUUCACCUAUAGAAAAGAGAAGAACUAAUAUCAGAAUGCGUUAACUUUGA
Messenger RNA from Paramecium pentaurelia, 1305 nucleotides. The record is from the annotation of a GenBank genome assembly. NCBI's taxonomy places the organism in Eukaryota, Ciliophora, Oligohymenophorea, Peniculida, Parameciidae.